ACAGUGUUGUUUAUUUUCAUCGUAUAUUUCAAAUAAUAUAUUUGUACGUUGGCUGCAUUGCAGUCGGUCAAAUUGUCGGCACUAUUUGAGACGAAGUUUUGGAGGUAAUAAGUUUUUAAGUAAUAAAUCAUCGUUUAUAACAUGGCUGAGGACAAGAAUCAAAACAUUGAAUUGACAGAUCACGAAGCAGAGUUGUAUGACAGACAAAUCCGUUUGUGGGGUUUAGAUUCACAGAAACGCUUACGAGCAGCCAAAGUAUUAUUAAUAGGCUUAAAUGGUUUUGGAGCAGAAGUAGCAAAAAAUAUUAUUCUGGCAGGUGUGGAAGCAGUUACAUUUUUAGAUCAUAGAAAUGUAACAGUUGAGGAUCGGUGCUCUCAAUUUUUAACACCUAGAGAUACAUUAGGAAAGAAUAGGGCCGAAGCAUCUUUACAAAGAGCUAAAAAUUUAAAUCAUAUGGUUAAUAUUGAAGCUGACACAUCUAAGGUAGAGGAUAAGCCAGAUGCAUAUUUCUGUAAUUUUGAUGUUGUUUGUGCAUCGGAAUGUACCAUUACACAAAUGAAGAGAAUUAACAAAAUAUGUAGAAAGCAUAACGUGAAAUUCUUUGCUGGUGAUGUAUGGGGAACUUUUGGCUAUACUUUUGCUGAUUUAAAAGUCCAUGAAUAUGCAGAAGACAUAGUACAAACCAAAAAGAUACAACUCUCAGAGAGCGGUGAGCCAAUGGACAAAGAGAAGUUUGAAAAUAUAACUGUGACAGAGAAACGUAAAGAUAUAUUUGUACCUUUUGAAUCAAUUUUAAAUGUCCCAAAGACUUCCAUUCCUAAAGAGUCAGAAAUGUAUUAUAUGAUGUUAAUAAUGCUCAAUUACCGUGAAAAAUACAACAAAGAUCCAUCACCCAGCGAAAGAGGUUCCGAGAAUUUCAUAGCAGAGGCUACAGAAAUCAUAAAAAAAUACGAUCUCGGAGAUAAACUAAAUCCUUUCGUUGAGGGUGACGUAUACGCACAAGUCAGCCCAGCAUGCGCUAUCGUCGGCGGUAUUAUGGGCCAAGAAAUAAUUAAAGCGGUCUCACAAAAGGGCGCUGUGAAUAAUAAUUUAUUCAUCUUCAACCCAGACACAUUGUGUGGAAAGAUUUUGAAACUGGAAUGAGUAGCCUGGAGGAAGUUACGUACGGCAUUGAUAGGUUGUCCUUCUGGGAUAACCAGUAAUACCAGAUAUGGACAACAGUAUGGAGUGACAUUUCUAAUGGCACCAUCACCGCCAUAUUUCACGCUCGGUAUGCCGCAGCCCCCGCCGCCAUCACCAGCCUUCGCGGCGGGCAUGACCGAACCCCCGCCGCCACCGCCAACUUUCGCGGCGGCCAUGGCGGCCAACGCAAGAAUGUGAGUAACAGGCGGCGGCGGCAGCGGCAAAAUAGACGCCGCAGAAGGACCGCGGCAAGAGAUGUACUACUAACGCGGCCUCCACCCGCGAGAACGCAACAAGAGAGAUGACAGGGGCCGGUAAAUAAAUAUAUUUAUAUAACGCAAAGUUUUUAAAAAAAUAAGAUAAAAUAUGGGUAAUAUAUUCACUUUAUAAA
Hylaeus volcanicus is the source of this 1573-nucleotide messenger RNA. RefSeq names its product SUMO-activating enzyme subunit 1 (gene Aos1). Lineage: Eukaryota; Metazoa; Arthropoda; Insecta; Hymenoptera; Colletidae. Gene Ontology annotation, biological process: protein sumoylation. The coding region runs from base 142 to 1143 and encodes 333 amino acids. Gene Ontology annotation, molecular function: SUMO activating enzyme activity. Gene Ontology annotation, cellular component: SUMO activating enzyme complex; cytoplasm. The record is from RefSeq and is a predicted model, not a curated record. The transcript is spliced from 9 exons.